This is a messenger RNA of Polyodon spathula (Mississippi paddlefish), 1681 nucleotides long. Its product is annotated as 28S ribosomal protein S9, mitochondrial-like. Gene Ontology annotation, molecular function: RNA binding; structural constituent of ribosome. The transcript is spliced from 11 exons. Gene Ontology annotation, cellular component: mitochondrial small ribosomal subunit; ribosome. Gene Ontology annotation, biological process: translation. Lineage: Eukaryota; Metazoa; Chordata; Actinopteri; Acipenseriformes; Polyodontidae. Bases 21 to 1196 code for a protein of 391 amino acids. The record is from RefSeq and is a predicted model, not a curated record.
UGCAGUCAAGCGUGUCAAAGAUGGCAGCCUCCAGUGGGAGAGUGUUGAAGUCAUUUGUGCAGGGAUGUUGCGGCUGCUACUCCGUGAUACUGCCGUCAGUAGCAAGAAAUGUCAUUCUUCAAAAAACGGCAGUUACGGUGUUAGCAAGGCUAGUAUGUACCAGCUCAAUGCUUCAACGAAAGAACAUAGCAGCAGCAGGUCCUGAGAAGUACACACAAGAAUUCAUCAAGAAGCAGAUUGAAGAGUUUAAUAUUGGAAAGAGACACCUGGCUAACAUGAUGGGUGAAGACCCAGAAACGUUUACUCAAGAGGGUAUUGAUAGGGCGAUUGCCUACCUUUUCCCUUCUGGAUUGUUUGAGAAGAGAGCCAGACCUGUCAUGAAGCACCCAGAUGAGAUUUUUCCUAAGCAGAGAGCUGUCCAAUGGGGAGAAGAUGGUCGACCCUUUCAUUUCCUUUUCUAUACGGGCAAACAGUCCUACUACUCGCUAAUGCACGACACAUUUGGAAAGUUCCUGGACAUUCAGAAAUAUCAAGACCAUAUGCGAGCAGAGGGUCUUUUUUCACAAGAUACUAAACAAGUGAACCUGAUUGGCAGCAGAUGGAUGAUUAAGGAAGAGCUGGAAGAGAUAUUGGUGCAGCCAAUUUCAGACCAUGAUUAUGUGCGCUUCAUCCAGCUGCUGGAGCGAAUCCUGGCUCUUCCCUACUGCAGUAGAGAAGAGGAGUACAUUCAGAGGUUCCGUCGGACCCUGGAAGUACAGUCAAAGAAACAGAAGAUCGAGCCACUGCAAUAUGAUGAAAACAAAGUGGCCUUCAGCACCGGAGAAGGUAGAAGGAAGACUGCUACAGCAACAGCAACAGUCCGAGACAACGGAUCUGGAAAAAUAACUGUAAAUGGUGUGGACUAUUUGCACUACUUUCCUGUGCUGCAAGAUCGAGAGCAGUUAAUGUUCCCGUUCCAGUUUCUGGACAGACUGGGGAAGCAUGACAUGGAAUGUAAAGUAACUGGAGGCGGCAGGUCAGCACAGGCCGGUGCGAUCCGAUUGGCCACUGCUAGAGCUCUGCUCAGUUUCGUCACAGAGAAUGAAGUGGAGUCUAUGAGGCAGGCUGGUUUGCUGACCCCUGACCCCCGUGUGAAGGAGCGGCAGAAGCCUGGACAGGAAGGAGCCCGGAGGAAGUUCACUUGGAAUAAACGAUAAAGUGCCGUCUCCUUCGGAGAAGAGACAGCAUCAAAGAUUUACAGCCAUAACAUGCUUUCCUGUAAACAAGUCUGUACUUUCCAUAGAGUGUAUUGAUGGUGAUGAUAAUAAAAAUAAUAUUUUUUAAAAUUCAAUAAAGUAUGAUGUAACUUGACAUUUAUUUGCAUACCACCAUGGCAGUUCUAGAUUUCAUGGAAGAUUAAAGGAUUUCCUUCCUUAUUUGCUUGUACUCUAACAUUCUUUAAAGCCAUGUUAAAUGUUUUUUUCAAAUGUCUUGACGCCUUCAUGUUUUUUUUUUGUUUUGUUUUGUUUUUGACAACUCAAACUUACCGUGUCCAUUCUCGAUACACAUUUAUGGGUCCUUGGUGGCCACCCUACAAGCGUGUGUUCAAAACCUGCUUGUGAAAAAUGAACAAUCUUGGCUGGGGAUCUAGAUUUUUCACAUUCUGUUAAUGUAAUGAUUUUGAAAAUAAAACUAUGCAGUC